AGAUGAGAUGGCUAACACUGGAAAGAGUAGACCGCGUCCCCCACCAUCCCCAGCCGGCCGGGACGAUGGUAAAGGACCUCAUCAAGCCGCGCUUAGUCGUGAUAGCUUCACUGCCGCACGGAAAGAGACAGAAUCACCAGCCGCAAGUCGGAACACGCUUGUUUCCUACCUUUCUAAUGCUUCAUGCGUUUUGUUUUGCUUCAUUUCUUUUCCUUUCAUCACCCUCAUCCCAUCACUCCAUUUCCCCCAAUCCUCUCUACACGCUGCAACGCAUUUUGAAUGUCAAUUCCUGACUUCUCAAAGCUAUCAUUCACUCGUUUUUACCCAUCUCUCGAUUUUCUUUUGUGACAUCACGCUCAUUUUCGAGUCUCGCUUUGAUUUAAUCAAUCCCUUCCACUCCUCUGAGCAUCUCGUGAUCGCGUCUUUCUUGCACAAUGGGUAAUUGUCUUUCGACUCUUCGCGGCUUUUUCAAGGGCCGACGUGUUUCGGCGCCUGACGAAGAAGGCGUACCUCUCGGCGACAUGCAGCCGGGUACGAACAAGGAGAAUGAACAAAACCCUCAUGUAUCUUCCACCGGCGGCGAUGUGACCGCGUUCCCUACGGGCAGCAUUGAGCUUCCUGCCGGAGAUGACCACAACUCCAGCGUCUCCGUGCAGUCUACUGCUGUGAACUCAAGCCACUCUCGCGGAGGAGAGAAUUCCGCCCAAGCUGAUGCGCCUGGUGGCGCUACUACACACCAUGCCGACGCUGAUGUCCAGUCGCAUGGCUCUGGAGAUUCUAUGAACGACGCUGCCGCUGAAAACGCUCAGAUUCAAGUUGCCCGACGCACUUCCAUCCUUCGCGUUGGACCUGCUCGAAUCGUCUCAGCUCGAUCAGCUGGCAACAUUCGCUCAGUCACUUUCAGUCUCCCCGACAGUCCUCGCACCCCUGGACUCAAACAUUCUGCCACAAUGUCUGAGAUUAACAGCAACAACGACCCCGUGGCGAACUACAUCAAGAAGAAUGCUGAAACCAUCCACGCGGCUAAACAGCGAUGGGAGCAGUUCGACUUGAACCGCCAUCGCCAGGUCCAGCACGCUCAGUACAGAGAGAAUCUCAAGAACAUGAAGAACCCCGGCGACCUGUACAUGGUUCCCUAUUUCGAUGAGGGAGACCUUGAUGCUAAUGGUUCCGGAAUGCUCGGUAUGGGCAUCCCUACGCAUGCUCGUGUUCCCUCCAAGGUGUACACCCAACAGAUUCGAGACCUGAGCGGGCAGAGUCUUCGACCCGUGAGUAUUCCUUCCUCUUAUUCCUUUUGUCACACACUCUCCUAUGUUAUGCCCCCAGCCUCGGGAAUAGAGAGAUGUCAUGUUCUUAAUCGCAUCGAAGUAUGUUUGCUAACAAUCGCACGACAGGCAUCCCCACGCCACCCACGACAGGUGCGCAGCAUGAACCACCUUCGAGUCGACCCGAGCGUGAGCUCCGUCAGCUCCGGUAGCGUGCGCAGCGGCAUGGUCAGCCCUCUCACCCCCCAGAGCGGCUACCCUCGUCGCGGAGUCUCAGACCCCUCGACUCCACUUGCCGGACCUAACAACAUGGAGUAUCAGAGCGAUAUCAACGCUCGUCGCGGCUUGGCUCGUCUACAGGAGCUCACCCCAGCCAAGCGCCUCUGCGUUGUCAAGGAGCGCCAUCCGCAGACGACCAACGAGUCGCGCGUGCCUCUCCUAGACCGCGAGGGCAAGCCAUCCCAGGAUAUAUCCGAGGCGGACGAGCAGGGUAAGACUGAAGAGAAAGCGGCGGAUAAGACCUCAGACGAUGAGCUCAUGACCAAGGCACUCGAGCAAGUUGGCCAAGCCCUCAUGAAGGCACGCGCAAGAAUCCUCAACAAGGUGCGCAAGCAUGUAGAAGAUGAGGUCCAUGCUGCGUACAUCACGGAGGCUAUCCUUGGCCUGGAUGAUGAUAUCGUAGAGGAGUGUGCGCAUGCAGACAAUGCCGACAGCCAGCACUUGAUCCGCACGCAGGUUGCCAAGAUCCGCCGAGUCUCUGACGCUGAGAUGCGAAUCGAGCGCGUCACCGAUGCCGACCUCGAGUACUGUGCCGAAUCCACCAAGAAGCAGAAGGCGGCCGCCCUCGUCGAGAAGUGGAAGGCUGAGGCCCUGGCUGAGGUCGAGGCGAAGCAGAAAGGAAAGGGCAAGGCUGUCGACACUGGUAAGGAGAAGGGUGUUCGCUUUGGUGGUGGAGACGCUACUUUCUAAGUUGGCUUGGACGUCCUAUUGAAUUCCUAAGCAAUUCCCUGGUGGAUUUUUAGGGAUUUGGUAGUUGAGCACACUAUUCGGUGGUAAAGGUGAUGAAUUGGUGGGCUAAUUGCAAUGAGGGCGUUGAUG
This is a messenger RNA of Annulohypoxylon maeteangense, 2363 nucleotides long. RefSeq lists its product as uncharacterized. The record is from RefSeq and is a predicted model, not a curated record. NCBI's taxonomy places the organism in Eukaryota, Fungi, Ascomycota, Sordariomycetes, Xylariales, Hypoxylaceae. Bases 435 to 2234 code for a protein of 599 amino acids. The transcript has a single exon.